Zophobas morio is the source of this 828-nucleotide messenger RNA. Its product is annotated as histone-lysine N-methyltransferase SETMAR-like. Gene Ontology annotation, molecular function: nucleic acid binding. The coding region runs from base 1 to 828 and encodes 275 amino acids. The record is from RefSeq and is a predicted model, not a curated record. NCBI's taxonomy places the organism in Eukaryota, Metazoa, Arthropoda, Insecta, Coleoptera, Tenebrionidae. The transcript has a single exon.
AUGGGCCGAAUCAGCACAAAUAAUGAACCAUGCAGUGGGCACCCUGUUGAGGUGACCCCUCCAGAAAUUACAGAAAAAAAUCAUAAAAUCAUCUUGGCUGACCGGAGAGUGAAAGUGAGGGAGGUAGCAGAAUCAAUAAGGAUCACAACAGAACGUAUUCGAAAUAUUUUAAAUGAACACUUAACAAUGAAAAAGCUUUGCGCCAGGUGGGUGCCGCGUUUGCUCGCUCCAAACCAAAAACAGCGUCGUAAGGAUGUUUCGGCUGAUUGCUUGGCACACUACAGGCGUAACCCAACUGAGUUUUUGCGUCCAUUCAUUACUGUCGAUGAAACAUGGUUCCAUCUUUACACCCCCGAGACAAAACAGCAGUCGAGACAGUGGACCAAAAAAAGAGAACCUCCGAAGAAAGCGAAGACAGUUGCAUCGGCCAGUAAGGUUAUGGCCACCAUCUUUUGGGAUGCGAGGGGAAUAAUUUUUAUUGACUACCUCCAAAAGGGAAAAACAGUUAGUGGGGAAUAUUAUGCCACUCUAGUACAACGUUUACAACAGGAAAUUAAAGUAAAACGGCCAGAUUUGCCGAAAAAAAAGGUGCAGUUUCAUCAGGACAAUGCACCAGUCCAUACUUCAGUCAUUGCGAUGGCUACAAUUCAUGAAUUAAAAUUUGAAUUGGUUCCCCACCCUCCCUACAGACCCCAUUUAGCCCCAUCUCACUUCCACCUUUUCCCAAACCUCAAAAAGUGGUUGUGUAGUAAGAGGUUUAUGACAACAUCAAAGCAGCAAAUAGUUAUUUUGAAGAUUUCUACAAAUCGUUGUAUUACUCCGGUGUAA